ACUAUCCUUGGUGGGAGGAGGCUCUGGGAGGGAUCUCCUGGUCAGAAGGAACAGGAGCUCUGAGCUCCAAGGACCCUGCAAAAGAGCUGGGCCACAGCAAGACCCCUUGUCUGGAGCCGCCACGCUGGAGUUGGAAAUGGAGUCCCGUGGGUCCCGGGCCAAGGCAGUUGGGCAGCGCCUCCUCCAGGCUGGGACCCCAGGGAAGAACGGGCUCCAGGCUGUGUCCAGGAGCCAAGUGGGAAGAGCACUGCGCUGGUUCACCACUGUGGUCCUGAAUGCCGCCUUCCUGGGGAUGGGGGUGAGCGCUGCUGUGCUAGGACCCACAUUGCCAGACCUGGCAAAGAAUGUGAACCGGAACAUCAGCACUUCGGAAAUCUUCGUGGGCCGCGCCCUCGGCUACUUGUGUGGCUCUGUGGUUGGCGGGGCGCUUUUCGACUGUAUGAAUCACUUUUUACUCUUGGGGCUGUCAAACCUGGUCACCUCGGCCGGCCUUUACGUGACUCCUUUCUGUAAGACAGCAGGCUUGCUGACUGCCAUGAUGUCUGUCACUGGUGUCUCAUUUGGUGUUCUGGAUACAGGUGGGAACGUCCUCAUCUUGAAUCUUUGGGGAGACAAAGGAGCUCCCCACAUGCAGGCCUUGCACUUCAGUUUCGCCUUGGGUGCCUUCCUGGCUCCCCUGCUGGCUAAACUGGCCUGGGGUACGACAGCAUCCGCUCACAACCACACAGAGCCUGGCUUUGACCGGUCAGCCUUGAACGGCUCCUCUGGAGCCACCUCAGACUCUCUGUUUGCGGUGCCUGAGGACAACCUGCUGUGGACCUACGCUUCCGUCGGCACCUAUGUCUUAGUAGUCUCUGUCUUCCUGUUCGCUCCAUUCUUUAAGCAAAGUUCAAAGCAGAAAAAAUCCAUGGCAUCUGCUCAGGAAGCUCGAAGAGCUAAAUAUCACUGGGCCCUGCUCUGUCUCCUCUUCCUCUUCUUCUUCUUCUACGUUGGAGCCGAGGUGACCUACGGCUCUUUCAUAUUCUCCUUCGCCACCACCCAUGUUGGCAUGGAAGAAAGUGAAGCAGCCGGCUUGAACUCCGUCUUCUGGGGAACCUUUGCAGCCUGCAGGGGCCUGGCCAUCUUCUUUGCGACACUCUUACAGCCUGGAACCAUGAUCGUGUUGAGCAGUGUUGGUAGUCUUGUCUCAUCUUUCUUUCUGGUGCUUUUUGACAAGAGCCCUCUUUGUCUCUGGAUCGCAACGUCUGUGUACGGAGCCUCCCUGGCAGCCACGUUUCCCAGUGGCAUUUCCUGGAUCGAGCAGUACACCAGCCUAAGUGGAAAGUCUGCAGCAUUUAUUCUGAUCGGUGCUGCCCUGGGACUCAUGGCUACUCCUGCACUAUCUGGAAUUCUUCAGGGACACUACCCAGAUCUGCCAAUAAUUCUGUACACUUGUCUGGGGUCAGCGGUAUUCACGACUGCUUUGUUUCCUGUGAUGUAUAAAUUAGCCACCUUACCUCUAGGUGGCAAGCAGAAAAAAAGCAUCAAGGGUGAGAGCCAGAAGUUUUUGCCUUCCAGCUCUGGACUGCAAGGGAGGAAAUGAAAGGAUGAGGACAAAUGCACCGAAAUGGGAAAAGCAGGAACAGGGACCGGAAGGCUUUGCUUUCUAGCUCUAGCUAUACACGGAAGCUAAUGAAGAUAGAAAGGGGGUUGGUGUGCAAUGGAUUUCGAAGUGGUUAAAAUGAAGAAUGAGGCAUUUUCUAAUAGAAAUAUAAUAGAAAUGUUCUUAUAUAACCCAUAGCUGAGGUCUGCAUGCAAUUAUCCUGAAAUGCUCUGUAGCCUGCAUCUUCUCCAGUUAACAGUGAGGAUUCCGUUGGGAAUAUCCAGGACAAGGGACUAAGAGAAAAUGGGCUGGUGACUGAGUGGCCUCACUGAGCGACUCCUAAGGAGCCUGUCAGAGCCGAGCACUAGACGUUCAGGAUGUUUUGGGGAACUCCACACAGGUCCAUUUAUAGUCAGUGGUAAAGCUGGGAAAUGUUUGAUCCUCAGGUUUCCCAUAAACUACCAAGUGUUCUUGUUCAGGGCCUCGUGUUUGGUAGGAGGCUGAUUAAGUAAUAUUUUAUGAUCUCCAACUUUCAAAGAGUUCGUAGAUGACAUCUGUUGGUGUUUUGUUUUGUUUGAGACAGGGUGUUGCUGUGUAGCCCAGGCUACCCUCAAAUUUGCAAUCUUCCUGCCUCAGUUUCCUGACUGCAGAGGCACUUGAAAAUUUAGGGAGCUCUCUAAUGUGGAGAAGCCACAGAGUGGGUUUGUAUUUGCUGGACAGAUAACAAGUUUUCUCAUUCCACCUGAGAAGCUAAGGGUGUAAUUUCAAGAUACAGCGUUAUAGACAGUGGGGAGGAGAUUUUAUUCAUUGCUUAUUUUAUCUGUAGGGUUGGAGCAAAGGAUGCUAAUGAUUCACUUGAUUGAUUUUUUUUUUCCUCAAAGAGAAUACAUAGUUCAGGAGACCUGCCUCCCAGGUGUCCUGAGGCCCUUAACAUUGCCUUCAUUGAAGUCAUCUCCCCAGCCUAUGAUUCUAGAAAAGAAAAUACAAGGAUUUCCAAAUUAAAAUCCAUGACUUCUACAGUUCCUGUAAGACAUCUCUGAGAACUUAAUGUAAUUGCCAGCCCAAUCUUCAUUUCAAUGAAGAAGUGAAACGCAGCUUUUAAAAUGUGCUACCCAUCUAAUACAUCUAGUGCUAUACUAUAGUUCUAAUUUUAGUCCUGAAAAGUGUGAUUUUUUUAAAGCUGCAUUUCAUCCAUUCUAACUACUUUAAAAUUAUGAUACUCCUUAUAAUAAAUGAUUGUUCAAUAUUGUGGCAAGAUUAAUCAAUUAUCUCCAUUUAUAUAUAUAAAAUGUCAUUGCAUCUCAUGAUUAGAUUCCACAACACAUCACAAUCUAUUGUAUUAAGGAUUAUGAAGACACCUAGUUGAGCAUUAUGUUUUCUAUUUCUUUGGCAUAUAUUCAUUGUACAUAGCACUGGGUUUCAUAAGAGGUGGAGAGCUGGAGACUAGAAAAGGUCUUCUCUGGCCCUUGUCCUACUUCAGGGGUUGGGUCUGUGUUUUACUUUUUUUCUGGAUCUGGUUUUCACUAGUUCUGAGUAGUAGUUACACCAUAAGCACUGUAUACACUUGACAAAUUAACCUUUAUUUUUCUCAUGUAUUUAUAUGCAUACAUGUCUGCAUGUUCUCAUGUGUGUGGGUAUCUGAGGAGGCCAGAGGUUGACAUAUAGAGUUAAUUGUGCUUCAUCUUUUUCACUGAGGCCAAGUGUUUAAAUUGGCCCAAAACUCUCAGGGACUCCCUACCUGGCUAGCCUGGUUCCAGGGAUCCUUGUCUCUGCUCUCUGAGAGUGUUGGCGUUAGAGUGGACCACUGCACCUAUCUGGCAUUUAUGUGGGUUGCAUGCAAACUCCGGUCUUCACACUUGAGCAAUGAGUUUUUUACCACUGUGCCAUCUCCCAGCCCCACGGUGUCAACCUGCAGUCAUCCUCAUCUGAAGCGCCUCAUCCCUGAGUUUAAAUACUUAGGAAACCAACGAAAUAAUGAGAAGGUGGCUGAUGGCCUAGGAGUCAAGGAUGAGAAAGUCUAUUUACAUGCGUGUGGUAAAAUUGGUGUGGGCCAUCCCUGGAUAACCGACUGGAAUUGAUGAGUGACGGGGUCUGGUCAAAUUUAAAGUUGAUUUUCAGUAGUUUGGAGCAGUAAUUGCAUCAUAAGCACAGUAAACACUGACAAAUGUC
Peromyscus leucopus (white-footed mouse) is the source of this 3751-nucleotide messenger RNA. Its product is annotated as sodium-dependent glucose transporter 1-like. Gene Ontology annotation, biological process: transmembrane transport. NCBI's taxonomy places the organism in Eukaryota, Metazoa, Chordata, Mammalia, Rodentia, Cricetidae. The record is from RefSeq and is a predicted model, not a curated record.